AUGGCGGGUUCUGAGUUGAGGAUAGUGCUGCUUGUAAAAACUGCAGCUGGGAAGAGUGCAACAGGAGACACAGUCCUGGGCUCAAAGAAGUUUAUAUCUAAACCUGCUGCUGGUUCAGUUACAAAAGAGUGUGUGAAGUUAAAAGGAGAAGCUGAAGGGAGACCCGUUGCUGUGGUCAACACUCCAGGCUUGUAUGACACUGUGCUUACUAAUGAAAAAACUUUACUUGAAGUUUUGAAGUGCAUUUCUCUGUCUUCCCCGGGACCCCAUGCAUUUCUGAUGGUGCUACAAGUGGGUUGAUUCACAGAGGAAGAGAGCGAGACAGUGAAACUCAUCCUCAAAUAUUUUGGAAAAGAAGUUGAUAGAUACACAAUGGCAGUCUUCACCCGCGGAGAUGAUCUGGAAGGUCUGACCAUAGAAGAAUACAUCGAGACAACUAAUAAGCAUUUGAAGGAGCUUCUACGGAAGUAUGGGAACAGGUGUCAUGUCUUCAACAACAAGAACAUGAGCGAUCGCACCCAGGUCACUGAGCUACUGGAGAAGAUAGACAAGAUGGUGGAAGCAAACAGAGGAAAGUGCUGCACCAAUGAGAACUACAAGAAGGUUGAAAUGGCCAUUGAAAAAGAGAAAAAGAGGACAAUGAAGGAAAAUUCAG
Messenger RNA from Polyodon spathula (Mississippi paddlefish), 655 nucleotides. Its product is annotated as GTPase IMAP family member 7-like. The record is from RefSeq and is a predicted model, not a curated record. Gene Ontology annotation, molecular function: GTP binding. Lineage: Eukaryota; Metazoa; Chordata; Actinopteri; Acipenseriformes; Polyodontidae.